Seminavis robusta is the source of this 399-nucleotide messenger RNA. NCBI's taxonomy places the organism in Eukaryota, Bacillariophyta, Bacillariophyceae, Naviculales, Naviculaceae. The record is from the annotation of a GenBank genome assembly.
AUGGGAGUUCUCACCAUUUACCUUGACAAAUGCACCAACCUGCCCAAUGCGGAUCUCAUGACUGCCAGUGAUCCUUAUGUUCGCUUUGAAUUGGAACAGGACAAUUGGAUCAAGGAUGUGGAUUACGGAUUUCAAAAGUCGAGUAUCAAGAACGACAAUCUCAAUCCAGUCUACGGAGAAUCCUUCACCUUUAACAUCCCCACGCUCGACAAUAUGGUAUUGACCUGCAAGAUCAAAGAUGAUGAUACCGGUAGUUUUGAUGAUAAGUUGGGAUGGUGCAAAAUCAAUUUGGAAAAGUUGGGAUUGACGGAAACUCCCAUGGAAAUUGACCGUGUGGUCGACAGAAAUGUGAUUACCGCCAAUGGAAAGAUCUUUUUGAAGCUUUCCUACAAAGCCUAG